Engraulis encrasicolus (European anchovy) is the source of this 1342-nucleotide messenger RNA. RefSeq lists its product as uncharacterized. The record is from RefSeq and is a predicted model, not a curated record. Lineage: Eukaryota; Metazoa; Chordata; Actinopteri; Clupeiformes; Engraulidae. Bases 205 to 1017 code for a protein of 270 amino acids. The transcript has 7 exons.
CUAUACGGAGGUUCAUCUUCAGACAUAAGCAUCACAUCAUUUUCAUCAAGCUCAGAUGAUACCAUACAAUAUCUGAGUUCUGACUCAGGGGAUUCAUUCCUCUUGGAGGAGGUGGAUAAGGCCAUUGAGUUGGCGGCCGCUGAGUAUGCCCCGGCUCCAUACCACUUUCCACCCUAUCAGCGGCUGAGCCACUGCUUCACAGCCAUGGCUGACCUGCUCCAGGUGCCAGCAGGAACACCCGGGAAAGGCUUGACCCGCCAGGAGACCCGUAUCAUCUAUGUCACAGAAGCGAAAAAGGAGAAUGUCAUGGACUUCUUAAACAUUCCUUCUGCUUCUGAAGUCCUUUAUUUCGGCCAGGAAAAGGUCGCCCUGUAUUCCACCAAACCCAGAAGGCUGAGGUCUCUGCCAUCCGUCCUCUUCCCCAUCACUAUCUCCCCGCUGCCCACUCUCUCCUCUAGCCUUCCCCCCAUUUCAGUCCUGGACACCCGCAUCGCACCCAGCCUCCUCCUCCCCACCCCAUCCAGAAUGCCAUCCCUGCCCUCCCUGCUGUCCCCCAUCCCUCCCUCCACCCUGUCCAAACUCACCCCUCUGCAAUCCACCCUGGAGCCCAUUUCCGCCUCUUGCGCCCGUCUUCCUCCAUUGGACCUGACCGCCGUGGCCGUGGCGGCUACGUUUAAAAACAGAGUGGCCCCUCUGCCCCCCAUCCGCUCCCAGGCAGCUCAGCAGAAGGUGGACACGGAGCGCGUUGUGGAGCACCGAAUCAUCCUUGUAAAGGAGGCAAGCAAGGAGAAUGUCCUCUCAUAUUCAGACUUUGUUUCUGCUUCUGCCCCUGAAUGCCAGGAAAAGGCAAAAGAAAACAUGGAUGGGGAUGCUACCGAAACAUCCAGUAUGCUAGCUAGUGUCCAAGAAGAGGCAGAGGAGGGAGACAAGAGAAAGAACAAGAGAAAAAGCCUCAAAACAAGGUUUCAAAACUUCUUUCGCAGAUUGAACUGCUUCUGCAGCAGAACAGAAGAAUAGAAGAAUAGAAUCCUAGUCCUCGGUCUUACUUCUGUUUUUUGAAAAAAAAAAAAGGGCUGGGAUAAAUUAAUUUUCAAAAUUUUUAAUCUCAUUUUAAUCGCACGUUAAUAUCUGACUUUUCACAUGGAUUUUCAAUAACGACAGCUUAAUCAACAAAAUAGUGUUCAUUUUUUUAAUGUGGUAAUUGACCAAGAUCAACAGACCAGUACAAUUUUUAGGUGUAGGUAGACCUUCUGUAAUCUCCUUCAGAGAACCAGGGACGUAUACAUGUCCUAUUGUUCUCUUAUCAGUCUAAUUUCAUUCGACUACUCUCCCUACGGGAUAU